AUGCGAUUCGUUGAAAAUCUUUUUCGUUCGGAUAUUAAUCCGUCUAAUCACAAAUCUCGUACUCUUCCUUUACUAAACAUUAUCGAUAAGUAUGGCAGAACAUUUCAUUUGUCUUGGAUCGGAUUCUUUGUUGCAUUUUUAUCGUGGUUCGCCUUUCCACCUCUCAUUCAUGGUGUUAUUCAAGAAGAUCUUCAACUUACUCAUGCACAAGUUGCAAAUUCAAAUAUAAUGGGACUACUGGCAACUUUUCUGGUACGUUUCAUCGUCGGUCCUUUGUGUGAUCGGUAUGGUCCUCGGUAUGUCAUGAUUGGUUGUCUUCUCGGUGGGGCCAUUCCAACUGCUUUAACACCAUUUGUUACCAAUGCUUCCGAAUUAAUUGCAAUACGAUUCUUUGUCGGUAUUCUAGGAGGAACUUUUGUUCCAUGUCAAGUCUGGACAAGUCAAUUCUUCGACAAAAAUAUUAUUGGACUAGCAAAUGCUUUAACUGCAGGAUGGGGCAAUGCCGGAGGUGGUGUUACAUUUUUUCUCAUGCCAGCAGUUGUAUCUUCGCUCAUGAACAAUAAUGGCAUAAGUCAAUAUUGGGCAUGGCGUAUUGCUUUUCCAAUGUGUCCCCUAGUCAUCAUUAUUUGUGUUGCUACCAUUACUCUUUUCUUUGGACACGAUACUCCAAAUGGACCGUGGAGCAGUCGAAAUUUUCACCAAGAUCCUAAAACCGAUUGUACUCAAAUUCUUGAUGAAGCUGAGUUUCGUAUGAAUAAUGACGAAGGAAUUGGAAUGACUGAAGCAUCUUCUCACUUAAAAAAUGAAGACAUGAAAUUUAUCUCUGGUCCACAAACUGCAGCAAUGACUGACAUAUCAGAGGCACCUAAUCAAUCGACUAGUAGUCGAACUGUUGCGGUUAAUGACGAAUUUCUUCGAGCACCAUCAGCUGUAGAUGUAUUGAAAAUCGUCUUUUCAUCGCGCACUCUAUUAGUUGCACUUCCUUAUUUGUGUUCAUUUGGUUCUGAACUUUCUGUCGAAGGAAUUAUUUCUGAUUUUUAUAUUCAAACAACUAAAAUUCAAGAUGGUAUUGUUUGGAAUUCCCAAACAGCUGGAAGUUGGGCUGCUAUAUUUGGACUCCUGAAUAUUGUUACUAGACCUUUGGGAGGAUAUAUAUCUGAUGUACUCUAUCAACAUAAAGGACUUACUGCAAAGAAAUGGUGGCUAAUCUUUCUUGGAGUUGUACAAGGUGUCUUCUUUAUGUGGAUCGGAUUCGCAAAGUUCAAGAUUUAUCAUUUGAUUGUACUCAUGACAGGUCUAGCGAUUUUCAUGGAGGCAGCAAAUGGAGCCAUUUUUUCUUUGGUUCCUGCUAUUCAUCCAAAGUUUACUGGCAUUGUUUCAGGUGUCACUGGAGCAUCUGGCAACGUUGGCGGAAUUUUAUUCAGCUUAGCUUUUCGAUUUCUCGGAACUGAUUAUCAGACAGCUUCAUGGAUUAUUGGAAUCAUCUGUUUAGGUUCAAAUCUGGCAGUUACCUGCAUACCACUACAAUAA
Rotaria sp. Silwood1 is the source of this 1530-nucleotide messenger RNA. NCBI's taxonomy places the organism in Eukaryota, Metazoa, Rotifera, Eurotatoria, Philodinida, Philodinidae. The record is from the annotation of a GenBank genome assembly.